Molecule: messenger RNA, 1126 nt
Organism: Tinamus guttatus (white-throated tinamou)
Lineage: Eukaryota; Metazoa; Chordata; Aves; Tinamiformes; Tinamidae
Source: RefSeq, a predicted model, not a curated record
GCUCGUAGUGCACUUACAUCGAGGUGGAGCAGGCGGGCGAGACCCACGCCGUGGUGCUGAGCCGCCCCGCGUGGCUCUGGGGCGCCGAGAUGGGCGCCAACGAGCAUGGCGUGUGCAUCGGCAACGAGGCCGUGUGGGGCCGCGAGGAGGUCGCCGACGACGAGGCACUGCUGGGCAUGGACUUGGUGAGGCUUGGACUCGAGAGAGCAAACACAGCUGAAAAGGCCCUUACUGUCAUAGUUGAUUUGCUAGAAAAAUACGGACAGGGAGGAAACUGUAUGGAGAGCCAUAUGGCUUUUACUUACCAUAACAGUUUUCUGAUAGCUGACAGAAAGGAGGCGUGGGUGCUGGAGACAUCCGGAAAAUACUGGGCAGCAGAAAAAGUAGAAGGUGGUGUACGGAAUAUUUCCAAUCAGCUCUCUAUCACAACCAAGAUUGACAGAGAACAUCCAGAACUGAGGGAAUAUGCAAAAAGCAAAGGCUGGUGGGAUGGGGAAAAGGAAUUUGAUUUUGCUGCCACGUAUUCUUAUGUAAAUACUGCCAGAAUGACUACAUCCAGAGGCCGAUACUGUGAAGGCUAUAAACUUCUGAACAAACACAAAGGCUCUAUUAGUUCAGAAAUAAUGAUGGAAAUUCUUCGCGACAAAGAGAGUGGCAUUAAUAUGGAGGGUGGAUUCAUGACAACGGGAAGCAUGGUCUCCGUGUUGCCUCAGGAGCCGGGUCUCCCGUGUGUUCACUACUUCACAGGGACUCCAGACCCUGAGAGGUCUGUAUUUAAGCCUUUCAUUUUUGUGCCCAAUAUAACACCAUUGUUAAAAACCAGCUCCCCUACAUUUGGUCCUGAUGAUCCAGUUAGGAAGCAACCACGCUUUCAGACUAAGCCAGAUCGAAGACAUGAGCUCUAUAAAAAACAUGAAAGUGCUGCUGUAGUUAUGGACACUACCAAGGAAAAAGGUAAAAAGAUACUGGAAGAGCUGCGGAAGUUGGAGAAACAGAAAAUCAGUGAAAUGGAAUCAAUCCUGCAAAACAGCUGUCUUGACACUAGCCAAGCUGCUAACCUUUUCGCACAGUGUGUAGAAGAAGAACUCAAACUAUAUACAUAAAGCUACUGUGUGAAUGCAAUAUA